AUGACGGCAAGAUCAAAUUCAAAAUUUCGCAAAAUAUCCAUUGUACAAUGGUACGCGGCAACCGAACCCGAUGACGACGAAACAGAGGAUCAAUGCUAUUCCCAACUCGACUCAGUGACACGCUGUCUACCAAAAGGAGACAUUAAAUUUGUUAUAAAAGAUUUUAAUGCCAGGGUGGGCAAUAACAACAAUAAUCCACAAUCAAUCAUAGGAAUGCAAGGACUUGGCGAUACCAGGAAUUACAAUAGCGACGGAUUGGUUGAUUUCUGCUCAAGAAACCGGCUCUUAAUUGGAGGCACAAAAUUCCCUCAUAAAAAUAUACACAAAUCGACCACGAGCUCAUUCUGGCCGUCGUUGAAAGGACUCAAACAAGAGCACAAAGUUCAACCUCUUAAACCUAAAAGACCCCGAAUCAGCACGCGAAUACAAGGCAACAUUAUCGGAGAAGCUGCAAAAUUACCCCCAUGCAUGGGCCGACAUAACAGCAGCAUCUACGGAGGCGGCCACCUCUAUAAUAGGCAUUCCACGACGAUCCCAAAAACCAUGGAUAAGCAACGUCUACGCAACGCUCUGCUAUGGACAAAAUUAUGUGUAACAAAGACCUCAUCCAGGACUGAAUAUCGCGCUUCCGCCUCGCUGAUCAAACGCCCAGUUCGUAGAGAUAAGCGCAUAUAUUUUAAUAUGCUGGCAGAGCAAGCCGAAAAUGCAGCUAAAAUUGGAAACAUGCGUGGUGUUUACGAGUCAAUAAAACAAAUGAGCGGCCACAAUAUAAGACCAACGGCAAUAAAAAAAUAUGAGCACGGAUCGGAAUCAUCAACACCCGAACCGCAAUUAGAGCAAUGGCGCGGUUUCUUCAGCUGCGAAAGACGCUACUGGUCGUUGCUCUUUUUUGAAAAGGUUUUUGAAGUGAAUGACAAAGAUUGUGCUUUGAGGAGAUUUACGGAAUUAGAUCGACAGGCAAUGUGGACGGUGGAGUGUUGGCUAUUUAUCUUAGGUCUCUAA
Stomoxys calcitrans (stable fly) is the source of this 1002-nucleotide messenger RNA. RefSeq lists its product as uncharacterized. NCBI's taxonomy places the organism in Eukaryota, Metazoa, Arthropoda, Insecta, Diptera, Muscidae. The transcript has 3 exons. The coding region runs from base 1 to 1002 and encodes 333 amino acids. The record is from RefSeq and is a predicted model, not a curated record.